Molecule: messenger RNA, 1002 nt
Organism: Stylonychia lemnae
Lineage: Eukaryota; Ciliophora; Spirotrichea; Sporadotrichida; Oxytrichidae
Source: the annotation of a GenBank genome assembly
AUGAGUGGACUGAUUUCAGAGAAAGACCCAGGUCACGACUACUAUUUUGGUAGCUACUCUCACUUCUAUAUUCAUGAGGAGAUGCUUAAGGAUAAGGAAAGAACUCUAGCAUACAAGAGAGCCAUUGAGAGAAACUAUAACGACUUCAAGGGAAAGAUUGUGAUGGAUAUUGGCGCAGGUACAGGUAUAUUGAGUAUAUUUGCAGCUAGAGCUGGUGCAGCUCAUGUGUACGCUAUUGAGAAUGCUGAGAUUGCACAUUACGCUAAGGAAAUCAUCAAGAGAAACGGGCUAGCAGAUAAGAUCACAGUUUUAAAGGGAAAGAUGGAGGAACUCACUAUUCCAGUGCCAAAGGUAGAUAUUAUCAUCUCAGAAUGGAUGGGAUACUUCCUGCUUUACGAGAGCAUGCUAGACACUGUUCUAUGGGCUAGAGACAAAUACCUUGUUGAAGGAGGAAAGAUGCUUCCAGACAGAGCAAAGAUCUACUUAGCAGCAAUUGAGGAUGGCCAGUACAAGCACUCAAAGACAACCUUCUGGGACGAUGUUUACGGAGUUGAUAUGUCUUGCAUGGCAACAUAAUGCAUCAAGGAACCAUUGAUUGAUACUUGCAAUGGAGAUAUGAUUAUUUCAGAUUCAUGCAAGAUUCUUGAUCUUGAUUUAGUGAAGAUGGAUAAAGGCGAUGUUGAAUUCACCUCAGAAUACGAAUUAAAGUUCAUUCACAGUGAUAAAUGUCACGCCUUAGUUGCUUGGUUCGAUACUGACUUCGCUGAUCUAGAAAAGCCAAUUACUCUAACUACAUCCCCCUACUGCACCCCUACUCAUUGGAAAUAAGUCGUAUUCUAUCUAGACAAUGAACUCACAGUAAAGAAGGGUGACGUCUUAAAGGGAUCUAUUGCUGUUAGAAAGAGUAAGGUUAACUUCAGAGAGCUAGAUAUUAAGAUAAGCUAUCAUUUCGAUUCUCCCCAAUGCACUGAGCAUUUUGUUCAAUUGUACAAAAUUAAGUGA